Capsicum annuum is the source of this 831-nucleotide messenger RNA. Its product is annotated as glycine-rich RNA-binding protein 4, mitochondrial. Gene Ontology annotation, molecular function: RNA binding. The transcript is spliced from 4 exons. NCBI's taxonomy places the organism in Eukaryota, Viridiplantae, Streptophyta, Magnoliopsida, Solanales, Solanaceae. The record is from RefSeq and is a predicted model, not a curated record. The coding region runs from base 125 to 541 and encodes 138 amino acids.
CAUAAAUAUUACUCCUGCCACAUAAAAUGAAACAGUGAGUAUGGUGCAGGUUCAUAUAACAAGAAUUUUUGUUUUUUCUAAAAAAAAUCUUUUUAUGUAAUUUUCACGUUGGCGUGAAGUAAAAAUGAAGGGAAGUUUGAUAGAGUUGUCGAGAAGAGUUUUGCGACCCCCAAAUAUCCUGAAUGGGCGAUUAUAUUGCUCUUUUCCUUCACCAUCUUCUCUCCCUCCCAAUAACAAGCUCUUCGUCGCUGGUUUGUCAUGGUCUGUAGAUGAGAAGUCGCUGAACGACGCAUUCUCUUCUUUCGGGCAAGUAACAGAAGUAAGGAUAAUGUACGAUAAAGAAACUGGCCGAUCAAGGGGCUUUGGAUUUGUUUACUUCUCAAAAGACGAAGAGGCCAUCUGUGCAAAAGAUGCCAUGGAUGGAAAGGCACUUUUAGGUCGUCCAUUGAGGGUAAGCUUUGCCCUUGAAAAGGUUCGUGGUGCACCUGUUGUUGUUCCUCGACUUACAGGCACUGGAAAUGUCGAUAAUAAGACUCGUUGACUUUUGUUUGCGGUAGUGCCCCUGGCCUUGAGGAGUGGUUUUCUGCAGCAUUUUUUCAGUUAAGUGAACGUACCAUGUGAUUACUGGAUGAAUUACCUCUAUGAGCGCUUAAUAAAGGAGUUUAUUAUGUGUGGGAAUUGACAUUAUGUUGAUUUGAGUUGUACGCACUUGCUAUACAUACCGAAAUACAAUUGAAAUCUUAUGCCGCAACCAGGAAAUUGUUGCAGCUCUCUUCGUGUACCCUCGUUUGGUUGCUUCAGAGAAUUAGUUAUGCAAAUUCAGUUAUUCCA